Lycium ferocissimum is the source of this 762-nucleotide messenger RNA. Its product is annotated as SKP1-like protein 1A. The record is from RefSeq and is a predicted model, not a curated record. The transcript has 2 exons. Gene Ontology annotation, molecular function: cullin family protein binding. The coding region runs from base 95 to 565 and encodes 156 amino acids. NCBI's taxonomy places the organism in Eukaryota, Viridiplantae, Streptophyta, Magnoliopsida, Solanales, Solanaceae. Gene Ontology annotation, cellular component: cytoplasm; nucleus. Gene Ontology annotation, biological process: SCF-dependent proteasomal ubiquitin-dependent protein catabolic process.
CGGAUAUUUUUAUUAUUGAAAAGGCAUCUUUUUCUUAUCUCAAAACUUUUCUUCUCUCGUUUACAAUUCUAGGGUUUGCUUUCAUCAAUUGAGUAUGUCUUCAUCUAAGAAUAUUGUGUUGAAGAGUUCUGAUGGCGAGACUUUCGAGGUUGAAGAAUCUGUGGCUUUGGAAUCUCAGACAAUUAAGCAUAUGAUUGAGGAUGAUUGCGCCAACACGAGUAUUCCCCUUCCUAAUGUUACCAGUAAGAUCUUGGCUAAGGUGAUUGAGUACUGUAAGCGCCACGUGGAUGCUGCUGCUAAGACCGAUGAUAAAGCCGCUGAGGAUGAUUUGAAGAGCUUUGAUGCUGAUUUCGUUAAAGUUGACCAGGGCACUUUGUUCGAUCUUAUUCUCGCUGCCAACUACUUGAACAUCAAGAGCUUGCUCGAUCUCACCUGUCAGACUGUGGCAGACAUGAUCAAAGGGAAGACCCCAGAGGAGAUCCGCAAGACCUUCAACAUCAAGAAUGACUUCACACCCGAGGAAGAGGAGGAGGUUAGAAGGGAGAAUGCUUGGGCAUUUGAGUGAUAGCUGAUGCUUUUUAAGUGCCCAUAUGCUGGUGAUAGUUGCAAUAUAGUAGAUGCUAUGAACAAAUUUUUAUAUUAGUAGUAUAUAUGUUCCUAACGUUUGCUUUGGAACCUUUAUAUUUUGCUGUUCUUCCUAACUUUUGCUUUGGAGCGUUUGACUUUGUCCUUCAAUGAAGACAGUUGGUCCUCUUUUCUCUA